Clupea harengus (Atlantic herring) is the source of this 7933-nucleotide messenger RNA. RefSeq names its product family with sequence similarity 222 member Bb (gene fam222bb). NCBI's taxonomy places the organism in Eukaryota, Metazoa, Chordata, Actinopteri, Clupeiformes, Clupeidae. The record is from RefSeq and is a predicted model, not a curated record.
UGUUUUAAUUUUUUCUGUUUAUUUUGUGUUUUAUAUUCAAUAUUACUAUAUAUUAUUAUAUGCAUUUACAAGAGAACGAUAGGUCAUUGGAGUGAGUUGACAAUAUGUGAGGUUAAACCCUUAAUUUGCAAUGCUAUGAUUAUUUUCAUGGUGUUGGGAGAGUGGGUUAUUUUUUUUACUGAUUUCAAAGUGAUUUUAAUCAUACCAAAGUAGAUUCUCUGUGGUAAUAUAGUAUGCUUAUUUUAAUUGUUUCACUUGUUUUAAAUCUUUUUGUAACAUUUAAUGUACAUGUAAGCCAUGCAAUCCAAAAUCUUUGUAGAACUUAUCACCAGGUAAUUUUUUCUAGACAAAAUUUAUAUUUGUCAAGUCCAUGUAAGCUCAGAAAUGUCCCUCUAUAUUGGCAGCCAUAUGAAAUGACCAUAGAGUUAAGCUUUGUGUAGCCUUGUGCUGUGAAGUUUAGUGUUGAAGUCUGCUUUCUUCUGUUGGCUUUAAGGGGUGGGAAAAAAAGAUUAUAUGGCAUUGGCUAUGAGGUUCUCUGCACUGUUGUGUCGUAGUGCCAUUUAUGAAGUCAUUUUGUACUUUCACUGAAUGUCUUGUUUUGUCCCUGGUUCCUGAAACAUUCAAAAGCCUCAACUUAUGAACUUAAAUGGCAGCUCAUUCAAUUGGUUUUAACAGCAAUGUGCCAUUGUAUGUGCUUCUGAGGUUUUGCUAUUUGAAUCAGUUGUUUUUGUUUAUUUUCUUUAUCACAUGUAAAACACAAUUCAAUGUGAGAUGCUUUUAUUUGUUUUUGAGUUGGUAAUGUGUCCUAAUGACUUCAUAAUACCUGUAUCAAAUCACUAAAUUAUAUCACAGAAGAGUACUUAUCAUAUAACAAAAUGCUGUUCCCAACGAUAUUUUUUGUAUGGUCAUCAGUUUUGACCAUUUCUUCUAUUUGUGCUGGACUGUUAAAUAAUCUAAUGUGAAUUAGGAUUCAUAUCAUUAUUUUCCCCACGCUACUUUGAGAUACGAAUACACACCAUCACUAAAACUAUUAAUAGUAAUUUUGCUAUUACUCUAGUACUCUAGCAUAUGGUGCAAUGGACUAUUGCCUGAUAUUUAAAUAAAAUAAGCCACUCCAUUAUUUUGUCACGAAAAUCUUUAGCUUCUUUAUACUUCUUAACACAGCCUUACCUUGCAUGUAUGGGACAGUGCAGUGCAUGGGACUCUCAAUGUAAUAUCAAACAUGACCAUUUCAUCCACAUAUUUAAAACAAUAAAAGUCCAUUAUUCAGAACGUGAUAUGACACACUAAUGAAACGGUGCCAAUGUAAUAUAACAUGUUUACAUGUAUUCAGUCCUUUUACUGUAGGCAAUGACAGUGGAUAUGUCAUUAGUGACCUGCCGCAGGGCCAACUGAUCUUUUUAGCUUCAGAUUGUGUCAAUCAAACAGACCGUGGAGAUCUCACACACUUUCGUUUGCUUACAUACAACGUUGUGUCAAAUGACCCAUUAUGUAGAGGGACACAAAGAACAUUAAUAAUAUUAUGACUAUGACAGUAUUAAUGCACGCAAGUAUUUGACGUAGGCCUGUAACGGACACAUGUUCAACGGAGAGUCUUCUCAGCUUACAGACGGGCACCCGUGAAUCAACCGACUAAAGCCCCUAUCAGGCAUAUUCUAGGCAGCUCUCUGCAGUGAAGGGGUCUUUUCAGAAAGUCUUCCUUACGCAUGCGCGAACGAUGCACUGCAUUUGCAAAUCAGCAGUGGCAGAGUGGACAACAUACCAAAACCGAAGAAAAUACCGGUGUUGGAAAUAUUUCUUUAAAUUAUGUUUUAACUGUCCACCUUCUCCUGGAAAGUAUGUACUGUGUUUGAAUCGUUUUCUCUUGCUCAGUCAUAGCCAUUUCAUCUGUCAGAACCUCUUAAAAUGAAAGCCUAUUGCACUUGCAGCACAAAGAAGAUCCCAGAUCCUAGUUAGCCGCUACUUAGCUAUGCUAUCCUCUAUGAGAGUCCAACAUUGUGUGCAAGCCAGUAUAUGUUAGUAAUUACUGUGUAGCUAGCUCGCUUCUGUAGUAUUUGUAAUCUACGACAUAAGAUCUUCAUGUGUAAAUGAGUAGCCACCACUGGAAGCGAGACCAGCUUUUACAACAGGGUAACGCUAACUUACACAGAUAGUUACUGAUUGUACUUGUUCUUGUUAACCUCUUAUGUACGAUUUGCCUAUUAACCUUAUCAGUUAACUAGCCUGCAUUUACGCGUGAUACGAGUUGUUCUAUUCAAAGGCGUUAGCCGUUAGCCUAUUUAGGUGUGCGAAUUGCUUAAGUUAUGUUGAACAGCUGGGUCGACUAGCAUGGCUAACCCGGUGAGCUCCCCACUAGCUAGCUCACACAAAUAAUAGUUAAUGCCCAGACAAUAUGCUUAUCAUUUGCGAUUCUUCUUUACCUAAGCGCAGACGGCUGCGUAUGAACACAUUUAGAACUAAGAUGAUUAUUUGUCAUUUUCAGACAUUUAUUUGACAUGAAUGUUUUCAGUGAUCAUUUCUGCCAGGCUUUGUUGUAUGAGUUGGUGUCUGCAAACCAGCCAUUUUCACCCAGACUCAAGCCAUUGAAGAAUUAAGUAGGUUGAGUUUUGUUGUUGAUGGUCAUCAUUAUAGUCAAUUUAAAUCAACUCGUGCGUUCAUUGUGACUAGGAGUUUUCAGUACAGGGGGUUAUUAACUUCGGCACCGGCUACGGAACCGGAACUAUAGUUAGUGCACUAUUGCUACAGAAUUAGAUUCCGUACCAGUGGUUUGAAAUAUUAUCGAUCCUGAACAGUUUUUCUGUCGCAAUAAUAUAUCUACCGUUGUCACGGACGAAUUUUCCGUAUAUUUCUGUCUGUGUGAUUUACGCCUCGUUUCCAGUUUAGUUUGGUGUCCGUAACUCCGUAUAAUAUACGCAAUAUACCCUCUAGUGUUCAACGCAAGGAAAUGCAUUUCUUUAGGGAUGGCGUCGAAAGGAGUGCCUUCGACAUUUCCCAAGAUGCUGCCAAUGCAGACAUAGCAAUAACAAUAAACAAUAGCAUUUAACUCUCACUUGUGUCGGUGUCAACAUGGAAUGAUGCAACGGUGAAGCAACCCCUACUUAUGUCAAGUGAGCGGUAAUAUCAUUGAGGGGAAUCACAGCGGUAGAAUGGGAGUGAGGUAAAGUUGUUAUAGGCCAUCAAACUGAUAAAGAUUGUCGAUAUUUCUAUAUAUUCGGUGAAGCACAUUGUUCAUAUCGCCAGUGAAAGCCAAUUAGCCACUGAUAUCUAUUGCUAUUUGCAGAAGGUUGCCUGUUACUCGAAUUCUCUCUUCAGAAUGCUUAAUGAACUCUUCCACUUUUUAGAACUUCGGUCUAGACCACAGUCUACACCACGUAGCCUAUAGGCUAACUAUUUUAAGCAGAAUAAUAAAGAUUCACAAUGUGUUUAACUAGCUAAACUAGUUUUUAUUUAUAGAAUUACACUUUCUGACUUGAUUAUCUACUAUUUGACUAACUGUCAAGCAGCUGAAUUGAAGGAAAUUGCCUGUUAGCCUAUUCGUUUUUCCAAUGCCAUUAACUUCCUGGCACACAGUGCAUACUGUCUCUGCAAAAUCCACCGCAAAGGUAUUUUGUUUUUAACGUACUCGAGGCAAAUUCGUCACCGAAAAAAGGAAGGAGUUUUGUAAACACAUCGGAGAUCACAGAGGUUCUCAUUGGAAUGAAUGGUCUUCCGGUUGACUCGCAUACCACAGAGAUGAAAACAAGGCAUUAUUCCCAUUUUGUAGCAUUAGAUAACAUGAUGUUCGUCAUUGGAGAAGGUUAAAAGAACGUUUGCCUUUCCCGCUGUGGUGAAUCCUAGUGCGGCGCUUAGGCGCGCCUCCAUGACUCGGCUUAGUCAGUGUUGGCCGUAUGUUUACUCAGUAACUUUGUGACGACAUAAAUUGAUUAAAGCUACUGACCAUAAUUGACGGGAAUUGAAUACGGGUCAUCUGCCUGGAAGGCAGCAAUGCUAAUCUCUGUACCACCAAUGCACUUGGACACCAAGGGGUGCGGGCUACGAGAGCACUGUUGCCAGGGCUCCGCAGCAAUAGUGUCAGUCUUACAGCCAGUCACUUCGAUUAACUUCACUGGUAAUUGGAAUAUAUAUUUUAGGCCUAAUGGGAGGUACACGUUCUCCGUCGUGUUAAACGGUAGCUAGCUAGAUAAUUACCAUUUAUGCAGUGGAACCUACUUACUUUGUGGAGCGUCUGCUCACGUUAGUGCGACGGGACACAACAAAUAUUUCUCCUUGCCACUUGUUCCAAUAAUCAUGUUGGAAUUAACCACUGCGCUGCCUCUCUGUGCGUUCAACUUGAACUAUCCACGCUAAUAAUUCACUUUUUGCCGAUUUCGCCGCAACUGCCAAUCCAUCAAAUUGGAGCAGUCAGCUGGAGCGCCUGUAGGCCCGGGUCAUGCAGUGGCAUCUCCUGCCGUGCCCUGGGCACCUGCCAGGCUGACUGAAGCAUUCGCUUCCACUUCGUUCAUGGCACUCAAACUGCAGGGUGUGCGCUGUGGGCUCAAACGCCAGCUGUUUUAGAGAGCGAUUUAAAAAGGUCAUGGAUGAAUGCUUGAUAUUUAAAUGGAGCGACUCUGCAGAGAAGCUAUUACAGAAGCAGUUCGUCGUUGUGUGUAAUGUACGAGGCGGUGGUACAAGAACCAAGAUGUGAUGGAAAAGGAAUAGCUCUGUGGUGAAUUGUGGUAAAUGUCAUUAAUGUCUAGACUGCAAUUUUUGCUCUUAUUCUCCUAUGGUGGACCCAUUGCUGUAUUCUGAAAUGCAAUGCUCUUGUGUUGCAUUUGUUUCAUUAUACUAUAACUGGAUGCUGUGUUCAUCGAACGUGUGUGUGUGUGUUUAAGACUAGUUUGUAAAAGAGAUGCUUUAUCAUUCUGUUAGCGACUAAUCGCCUCACAGAAGAAGCAUAGUGUUUUUAAGCAGUCUCAGUAAGUAGGGUACAGCACAUUCAAUAUAAGCUCUCGCCGGUUUCUUGUUCCUGUAUCGAUGUCUAUGAGUGUGACGGAGGGUAGCCCAUGUUGUAUUAGUGCCUGUGUGACAUGCUGGCUUGUUUGCCAGUAUCCAACCCCACAUUCCAGCUUCGUUCUCACUUGCAGAUGAACACUGGACUUCAGAAAUGGGACACCACACAGAAGAUGAGAUCCGCACAUUAUCCAUCCCCAGCGGAAUUGGAUGCCUUUGCUAAGAAAAUUGCCAGCAACCCGCUGACCAUCAAGAUCUUCCCCAACAGUGUCAAAGUACCUCAGAGGAAACACAUCCGUCGCACAGUCAACGGCCUGGACACCUCCAGUCACCGCUACAGCCCCUACCCUUCUCAGGAGUCCUCCCGCUCAGGCCUUCUUGCCGUUGUGAAGGUGCCAGUCAAAAGCGUCUUGAAGGGCCUGGACGCCAGUUGCACCCGCUUCCUGCCCAAGCCCAUCAUGAACCCCCACAGCGGGCCCUACGCGGCCCAGAGCACUUUACCGCCUCAGCAGACUGUGGCCCACCUGCUGGCUCUCCCCCAGCCCCCAGCUGGGGCCCACAAGCAGGGCCUCCCCUCCCACCUCCAGCAGCAGCAGCAGCAGCAACCGCUGCAGCAGCAACAGGGCAUGGCACGCCCACAGACCAUCCAGCACCACGGCCUUCCUCAUCCACCCAGUUUACGGCCUCAGCCUGGCCUGAGCCGUCAGCAGGCUCUCCAGCAGACUCUCCAGCAGCAGCAGCAGCAGCAGCAGCAGCAGCAGCAGCAGCAGCAGCAGCAGCAGCCUGGUCUGAGCCACCCACAGAGCUUACUGCAGCAGCAGCAGAAGCAGCAGAUGGCCUCUCAGGGCUUAAGACUCCUGGCAGAGAUGGCUCCCAGGGCCCCCAUGCUGCCCCCACACAGUAUCCAGGCUCAGGCUCAGGCUCAGGCUCAGGCUCAGGCUCAGGCCCAGGCCCAGGGCCUCUCUCAGCCCCAGACUCUCCCCCCUCAGGCCUCCACUACGGCUGGAGCUGGUUCCCCAGCCCCAUCUGGCAUGGUGCUGGUCCCGGGAAUGCACAGCACCCCUCGCAAGCUGCCCGACGGUGAUGCCCCUCCCAAUGUGACCGUGUCUACCUCAACCAUCCCGCUGUCCAUGGCGGCUAGCCUGCACCACAACCGGCCCAGCGACCUCAGCAGCAUUGUGAACCAGAUCAACCAGUUCUGUCAGGCCCGGGCCGGAGCUGCUGGCACGUCGGUCUGCGAGGGCCAGAUCGCCAACCCCAGCCCCAUCAGCCGCAACCUGCUCAUCAACGCCAGCUCCCGUGCCUGCGGCCCGUACCCGCACCCUCACCCUCACCCGCACCCUCACAUGCACCCACACCCUCACCCUCACCAACACCAACACCCUCACCAACACCAACACCAUCACCCUCGCCUCGGCCUCCAGCCUGUCCCCUCCUCCUGUGCCCUCAACCCCAAUGUCUCCCAUGCCAGUGCCAUCCAGCCCACCACUAUGGCUGUCCUGAGUAGGCUGCCCCUCUAUCAGAACCAUCUCAAACAGCCGCAGCCCCACUUACCUCAGCAGCCACAGGCCCACUGGAAGCAGCAGCCGUCGCAGCCUCUCAGCCACAUGUCGCACAUGCCCGACGGGCCGCCACCCUGCAAGAGCGUGGCCCGGGAGGACCCGGGGGGCUCUGGCUUCCCCACCAAGGGCCUGCCCUACUCCCAGGAGGCGUGCAUGGGCCAGCAGCCCUACGGUCUCAAAGCCCCACUAGACAAGCCCACCCCGUCGCCUCCGGUGAGCGGCAUGGUGGGGGGCCCUGGGAUGAACUACAAUAACGGGCACUAUGUGCAGCAGCAGCCGCCUUGGAGCAGCAUCUUGCCCACCCCGAAUAGCGACAGCUCUGGUUCCCAGGACCUGGCCAUAAACUUCCACGGGGGUCUGCCGGGGGGCAGCACCUCCGUUGACUGCACCCAGGGGACUCACUACAGGACUGGAGCUGUCGGCGCCGCCAACGGCCACCCGGGCCUGAUGCCGAACGUGGACUACAUGGCCGGCGAUUUCGCAAGCUUCCGGGAGCAAACCAACCUGGGCAUGAUGGGUAAGAUGCCCAGGCUCCCCGUCAUGACAAACGCUAGGGCCCCUGAUUCAGGUGACAGUAGAAAUGUUCCCAUUCACCACCACCCAGGGUAUAGAUGAGGCUUGACAAGGCAGUCAUUAAGUGUGACGGCAAUUCAUAAAACGCUUAUCGCCCAGUCUCACGAAUAAUCCACAGAGCUCCGGUUUCCCAGGCAAGGGUUAAAACUAGUCCUUGACAAAACUACAUUCAGAAUAAUAAUAAUAAUUAAAAAUACAUUUUUUUUUUUUUUCUCGUUUUUUUGUCUAGUGAGAACACCAAUGCAUCCAGGGCCAGGGUUAAUCCCUGUCUGAGAAACCAGCUUAAAGUGUUUUUUAGAUAAUGAAUAGUGCUCUUAUUGGAGUGUUGGUGUAUGUGAAGGUCAUUAACUCCCCAGCCUUUCCUGUUUCUCUGUGUCCCGGCUGGAUAAAGGCUUGUAACACUCUCCUAUAGAUUACUUUUCAGUUAGAUAAUGAAAAAAAACCUGUGGCUUCAUCUUAUGUCUGCCCGUAGCACCUGGCCCUAAAAUAAAUUGAGCUCAGUUUGUUGUCGGUAAACAAAGUGCUGCUCAGAUUGUAGUGUUUACAUGUAGGGAAUGUCUUGCCAUCACAUAAACGCAUCCAAGUUCAUUAUCUUCUAUUCUCCUUCAAUGUCUCCUUGGAGAGCUAAAUAGAUAUAGGACACUGUGAGGAAGACAUUUCUAUAAUCUAGAACAUUUGUUUGUUAGCCCAAUAGGUCUAUUAAGAUCUUUUUAGAGAUGCCAUGGAAUUGUGCACUCAAGCAACCAGGUUGAACAUAAUCAGUGUUCUCCUUUUGAUGUUUACUUAUCGCUUGCUAUUAUUAUUGUCAC